AUGGAUGAGACUACAAGGUCCUCUUACACUCGAGGUGAAGCCGGCAGGCAUAAUUUUGUGCCAUCCAUCAUCGAAAACGAUCUGCAGUCUGAGACAAGUAGUAGGCCAAUGUCAUGUCUGCUACCACAGGCAACAAUGAAUAAUAAUGGUAUCCUCGGUUAUAAUCCCUUGGCUCUAUCGUCUAAUCCCUCUUCACAAGUUGGGCCCUCUGGAGACAUCUCCUUCGAAGAAUUUGAGUCUUGUCUGGAAAAGGAGUUACGCGUGCGAGGUCUGACUGAACACAGUGCUCAACGCUGUCGCGUCAACGUGAAUCACUUCAACACAAUUCGUGAGCCAGGACGUUGCCUGUUCCCCUACAACGAGGUCUCGGAUAGCAUUCCGCCUCAUGUUAAGAUACAGUUAGGGUUUUUCUCUGCUAAACAAACGAUUAUUUAUACGACACCCGUGCAGCAGCACCGUGUGGCUAUUCGUGAACAAGCAUGUGAGGGAGAUCAGCGCCCAUUGAGUAGCCUAACUUGUUACUUUGAAUCAGAGUUGCUUACCGACCCAACGUUAACUGUAGAUGACGAAGGCCUUCCACACAACAAUCCAUCUGAACGGCUUCUAACGCGUCAGGAAAUUCUCCGCGGAGACGGCUCCGCAGUUGACAAAGCUGCUUCUAAGAUAUCAUACGGUGAUCCUCUACAAGUGUGGGAACAUGUUUGUGAGAAUAUGGUAGUCGAUAAAAAGAUUGAGAGUGAGAACAAGGGUGAUAACUCGUCGUUGGAAGCAAAUUCCAUGGCAAAUAGCAUAUGGGUCAGUGAUGUUGACACGCGCAAGCCCAUUCCAGCGAUGAAGACUUUCACUGGUGGGAUGGUUUUGUGCGUCACAUGUAACUCAAUGACGAGCCAAGUGUCGAAAAUUCAUGGUGAAGGCACGGACCCACUUAUCGCCGCCAUCGCACUGUAUAGUGUCACCGAAACACAAAAAAUGAAGGUGUCAGAAACGUUUUAUUUCAGCAAGGAUCUUGACGUAUUCUUCCCGCACAAGCAUCGGAAGGAGCUCAGUUGCAGCAAUAAUGUGAUCGCAUUUGUGCCAAAUGAAUUCAUAGGCACUCUCCACCUUGUGGUGCGUCUUUACCGACCCUGUUGCGAAGACUUCGAUAAUUAUGUGGAUUUGUACACUCGAACAGACCGAUACAAACCGAACCACGUAGCACACAUGAAGCAAGAGGCACUGCAGCUCGCACAAUUGUCUGAUGUUCUUGAAGAAAUAGGGUGGAUGUCGACACGCUGUGAUCUGAGCAAUAAGAACCUCUUGCCCACCGUCAAAAUGAAUAGUGUCUAUCGAAAGCCGAUGACAGAUGACGAUUUGCUCACAAUUAUCACAGACAAAACUAUUCGUAGUUCCUUUUACACGAUCCCAUUCACUCUGGAGUUUGGUCUAUCUGAUCUUUCCACGCAUGAAGUUUCGUUCCCUUCCGAAGGCGCUGAGCCGCUUCCCCAGGAGAACGAAACCUUGGUUAAACUUUUCGAUCCAAAUUUGCCAAGUGCGAGGCCAGUGAUCUACCGCUAUGCACCCUGCUGCAUCCCGAUCCUCAACUCAGGUUACUUUACUACUUACAACAACAUCUACUACCUUCGCUUUUCUAAAAUCAGAAUUUCGUACUCAGGCUAUUUGAAAAACUUACCCAGUUCGUAUCAUACGUACACGAUCCAGGUAUGCGUCAAGGCACGUGAUGAUAGUCUGUCGGACGAUGACGCACUUCCCUGCAUCUACGGACGCGGACUCACUAACAUGUCGAUGGACACUGUGGCAUGGGUAUCCACGGUGCAUGCAAGCAGCGAAGUCAAUUUGAGUGAUGAAAUUAAGAUUCAGCUUCCGCUCAAUCUGACAGCGAAGCAUCACAUAUUUUUUACCCUUUAUGCAAGUCAACAAAAAACGCGGUCAUCUGUUUCUGGUCAGGCCAGAGCGAUCAAGGUUGGCUAUGCCGCUCUACCAUUUCUUGUCGAUGGUACUUUACAGGUAAGUAAUGGCGCUCAUCUCAAAUUCAUUGCUCAUGAUCAAGCGACAGUCGCAUCAGCCGGAGGGUACGUCGAGAACUUCCCCAAGGCCCCGUCCAGCGCCUUCCUUAACAAUGGCAAACACGUUUUGAAGUACUCGAUACAGGCAAAGACCAGCGUCUAUGCCUCGAACAAUAUUAUUGCGUCCGUGUUCAAGCACUGCCCGUUGUCUAUCGAAGCGCUCAAAGGGGAUGAUGAUGUGUUGGCGCUCUCUGGCAGACUACAAAGCCUCUCGAACACGCCCAAUGAUCCACAUCGAAGUGUGAUCAGUCUUAUAUCCCGGCUACCUCUCGCUGAGAUAUUGGCGUUCUAUCCCUUUCUUAGCGCCUACGCCUUUUCCCUUAUCGGGUCUGGCUCGUCUCAAGUUGGAUUGUCUAGCCGUCUUCACAUGUUAGACGUUCUGCUGCUCAUUACAGCAAAGGCCCAGCAAUACGAUAUGAACCUGCCAACGAUCAGGCGCCGCCAUGGGGACAUAAAGGAAUCUAUGGCCUUCGUGAAAACGACGGUCGCCAGCAUACUAUACCACUUCUCUACCAACGACACGUUGUACGAAGGGGACAGGUGUCGUGCUAAGAGUCGCUUGUAUGCCGGUCUUGCAGAGGUGUGGUAUCACUUGUUGAGUGUCGCCAAGGCACCAGUAACACCUUCUGUGGACCCCCCGCAUUCGCCAUUAAGCAAAGCUAGUGAGGCAUCCGAGGAGCCUCGAAACAUCUUUAGUGAGAUGAGCAAGCUAUCAUGGUUCCUUUUUGACGCUAUUCUGCGUUCCGUAUACAUGUGGGUCUACGACAACAGUAAAGUGGAGCGCACCAUGCUAUUUGAUCCUUCUUUCUACAGUAUGGUGGGUGAUCUGUGUGUACGUGUGUUGCAGAAGUUGUCCACGUACAGGGAAAGUGUCUUAGUACGUCAAGUCGCACUCUUUAUACGUGGUCUCACGUUGUAUGGAGAUCGGGGGCAAGUUCUCGGUAUUGUUGACAAAGUGGUAAGCUACUUUGAGGAGCAAAGCAACGGCGAGAGCCUGAGCAACUUCAUCCUUUAUAUGCUAGAAUACACGGAUUCAGCCCUACUAUUGCUUCCAUAUGUGAAUAAGCAACCGGCUUUCCUAUCUAAGAUUAUAGUCCACUCGCUUCCAGCGCAAAUAGUGCACAACAACCGUGUGGUACGGAUGAACUCCAUCGAUGCGCUCUAUCGUUUCCUCCUGCGUCUCGCAAAUGAUCCUAAAAUCCUCGGUAGCGAUCUUAAUGGUGUCGCUUCACAGCUCUUCCCAUUGGUUCCCGAAGUUGGAUUCAGGUGGAAAUCUUUUAUUCAGCUUUACGAGAAGAGCCCAGUCGAGGUAGCUACAAACGACAAGCGCAGGCUCGCGCUUGUCACUGCUUGGAUUAUCUACUACACUCCUCGUGAACAAAUUACAGCGUGGCUGCUUCACGAGACAAACUCCAAGGUGAUUGCUGGUCUUUUAUAUCUGGUAUCUGAUGUUCAGGCACUUUUCCGCUACCCCUUAGUAGAGGCAAAUGGAAAUGAAAUGACGAACAAAGAGCAGAAGUCGCUUCUUCAAUUAUGGUCUGCCCGCAACGCAACCUUUACGACGGCCAUUAGUGCUCAAUUUGCUAGUAUUGUCCUAAGGGCCAUACCUAACACAAUACGAAGCGUUAAGGAGGAAAAAUCGGACGCGUCCGUGAUCCGGUUCUUCGUGUUGCUGGAGAACACAUUGAGCCUCACCAACUCUACCAUUUCGCUUCAGAUAAGUGCCGCGGUUGCCCACCAAACUAUAUGCCAGCUUUUCCCUGAAAUUGCGAGUGGAAAAGCGCGUAUGUGCGGCGGUAUGCUGUUGUUAAUUAUGCGCCUCAUGUGCAGCUGCUGUCAGCAUGUGCGGGCCUCUGCCUCAACCACAUUCCUCCUUGUGUGUCAGUCCUAUUUCCGGUGGAUGAAUUCGCUUGAAAUAGUGAAGUUCCUCACUACCGAAGCGUUAAUUUCGGUGGCUGAGUCUAAGGCACGAAGCGUACACCUUGCUGCGCGUUUCCUUGAGCUUCAGUUCGAUGAUCUAAGGGAAAAAGCCCGUGUUGAGGAAGAGCGCUUUGAUUUGCCAGCAUCAGACUAUGUAACACGCCACACUCGUGUUUCCGACUCCGAUGGAAGUGAUGUACGGGCUGCUUGCAAAGUCGAUGUACGGGAGCUAUUUCUCAGUGUGGAACGUAAUCCACCCCUUUCUGGAAAACGGUUAGAAGACGCAAAAGCCAUAGCUGAAGCAAAACCACCCAAGUUCUCGCAGCAUUUUGAGCUGAUGGCAGCUGACUUACUCACCAUCUUUAACAACGUACUUAACCUUCAUCUAGACGACUCCAUGAAAUUCAAAGAGAUCAUGAUAUUUGCUCACUUUGACAUAUUUAAAAACCUUCUGCACCAACACAACCUCAAGCAGGCUAUUAAAUGGCUGUAUCGGGUGCACAAAGUUCACUGCGCCAACGAAGAUUCUGUGGAGGCCGGCAUGGUGUUGAUUUUUAUUGCUGCUCUCGGCUUCAGAAUAACCGAGAUGUUUUAUUUUGUUAAGGGAAAAGAUGAUGAUGGCGCGUGUAUGCCGUAUGGCAUACUUACGCGCGUGUUUUGGCACGAUUACGUGCGUAUCCUUCCGGAACUUGAGCUUUUGUUGCCGGUGGAGACGCUCUACGGGGUCGUCUCGGAUCUUCGCGCAUGCCCAAAUGAGUCUUGUUUCACAAUGGAAGGCCAAAUUAAGAUACUGACCAAUGCCACCGAGCUCCUUGACAAGGGCCACUAUUACGAAUUCUCGAUUAGUAUCAUGACUCUUGUAGAUCGAUUCCUAUCUGCCAUCAAGGACCACAAGGGGUCCUCCAUGGUACAUGCAGCUACAGCGAACUGGUGCAAAGCGAUCGGCGAUAACACUGAACAUAACAGUCGUUACUUUUUAGUAUGGGCUCGGAUGGAACGCGAGCAGGACCCGUGUUUGAAAGCUCAAAUUGGGGGAAUGGAAAUGACUGACGAAAACACUAAGGGUCUUCCCGAUAAUAAGCCUAUACAUCGUAUCUACAAAAUGCCGAUCACUACUACUCUUCAAGCCUUUAAGGAGUACGUCAAAGGCUAUGUCGAGUCUUACUUUUCGGACACGUCACUUGUUCAGUUGACAGACGACCUAACAGAAACACGACCAGUGCUACCGGAGCCCGACACGAAGCGCAAGCGGAUUGCCGCGAUGCAACGUCCCCCUAACAAUUGUUUGGUAACAGUUACGGAGGUGGAACCAUAUUUCCCUGGAAACCAAGUUGUUUUGCCAGAUGGUUACGACAAAACAAUGCAUCUUAACCAUUUUGUUAAUGUGGUGCGACUUGGGGUACACCGUCGUACCACUGAGUAUGAAGGAGUCGAACUGAUGAAUCAAUGCAUGAGCAUUAGCACUUAUGAACUGGAACGUGCCUUCCCUGCUACCACCACCGCUAUUAAUGUUGCCAAGUCGCACACAGUUCUUCUCGAUCCGUUUGAAAGUGCGCAGGAGAUGAUUAACAGCUGCCGAGAAACUAUAAACCAAGCUCCAGAUAAUGAAGACUUGAUCAGGCUGAUUCGAUAUGCUCUCUCAAUCAACAAUCGACCAGCCGGUGCGUAUAUAAAGGAAGUGAUUGCCAUUAUGGGUAAUCACUCCAAUAUCAUCCAUGUCAUUCACGAGCUUAGCAAAACAUUGAAGCAAAAGAUGAACAUAAUCGAUUCUUCGAAUGCCAUGAUGAAAUACCCUGAAGACUAUGCACUUGUCCUGAAAGCGUCCACUGACAUUGAGUGUAACUUGAUCAAUAUAACCACACCCGAAGGGUCAGUUGAUACCGAGAACUAA
Molecule: messenger RNA, 5874 nt
Organism: Phytomonas sp. EM1
Lineage: Eukaryota; Euglenozoa; Kinetoplastea; Trypanosomatida; Trypanosomatidae
Source: the annotation of a GenBank genome assembly